This is a messenger RNA of Temnothorax curvispinosus, 1211 nucleotides long. RefSeq names its product sperm flagellar protein 1-like. The transcript is spliced from 3 exons. Gene Ontology annotation, molecular function: microtubule binding. Bases 506 to 1189 code for a protein of 227 amino acids. Gene Ontology annotation, biological process: regulation of cytoskeleton organization. The record is from RefSeq and is a predicted model, not a curated record. NCBI's taxonomy places the organism in Eukaryota, Metazoa, Arthropoda, Insecta, Hymenoptera, Formicidae. Gene Ontology annotation, cellular component: axoneme.
AAAAAAAUUAAAAACUGCUUUGUCAAUCGACAAGUUGUAUGACGGAAUAAUUAAGCUAUUGAGCAAUAUCACAGUAACGAUUACGAAAAACGUAAUCAUUAAGAAGUUUGAAUAUAACGAUAACGAUUACUCAUGAAUGACGCGACUGUUCAUGCUUGACCUUUCCGAAAGUUUUACGAAUGAAAAUCCUCUCUCCAAACUCGAGAUUUUCAUUUUUAUCUGAUACUUCAUCGGUCGUGACUCUCCUUGAUGUGUAUCGUGUAUCAUAUUUCUGGACUUUCUGAAGCCGAAUGCCAGAAUUUGUUUAUCCAAGAGACCCUGAAGAUAGGCUCAAAUGAAUAUUGAGUGUGUAAGAUGAAAAAAAAUGUCGACCGCAUUUGCAAAUUUUUAAUAUAUGUAACAGAGACUUCUCUCUCUCUCCUUCUUCCCCUCGUGUUCUUUCAUUAUCCCCACACGAGCUCAUGAUCUCGUUAGUGUGCGGGCCGCCAAAAGCGUCGCAGUGAACAUGAGCGCGAACUCGGAGACCGGUGAUCAUCUCGACGAGAUCUACGACUGGAUCGAUCAAAUCAAGUUUUCCAGGCCCAAAAGAAACAUAGCCAGAGACUUUUCUGACGGAGUGUUGAUGGCGGAGCUGUUGAAACGCUACUAUCCUAAACACGUGGACGUGCACAAUUACGUCGCCGGCAACAGCGUCGCGAAGAAGAUCGACAACUGGAGCACGUUGAAUCGCAAGGUAUUGUCGAAGAUCGAUAUGAGGCUGGGUAAGGAGGCUAUUGGUCAGCUGGCGAGUUCCCAGCCGGGCGUCAUCGAGAAAGUCCUCGCCGAUCUACGAGUCAAGAUCCUGAAGGACUCGAACGCCGACAGAGAGUCCCUGUACUUCGGCCACGAGGACAGCAAAGAGGCGGUAAAGUCCGUGCUAAAUCCUGACGAGGUAGCGAACAAGACUGUCCCCCGGCACAUUUUCACUCGCCUGAAGCAGGAGCUGCAGGAGAAAAACGACACGAUCUCCACGUUGCAGCAGAAGAUCUCGCACCUGGAAAGCAUAAUGAAGCUGAAGGACCAACGCAUCGACGACCUCACGACGCAGAUCACAAGGCUGCCCGUCGAACGGAACGUCGCUACCCCGCGUCCUCACGUUAUCGGCAGCGGAAUCUCGAAACCGCGCGUCACCACCAAACUGUCGCAAUAAACCUGGUCGAGAAACCGGCGUC